ACUUAUCAUUAAGUAACAGACUAUCUAUUAAAGACCUGCGCCAUGUCUGCUGUAUCCAACACGCUGAUGAUGACAAUCGCUACAAGUCUGCUGACUUUCGUUUUACCUCAGGAGAUGUUUACUUCGAAGAUAGCUCCAUGGGAGAACGAGGGUGAUGUCUCCUUUGAUAAGGAUGAUCAGUUCCACUGUACAGAAUACAGAAUGCAGGUUAACAAGUCCUAUAUUGUUCAGUACAAUCCACUGAAUGAUGUCAAUAUGGCUCAUCACGUCCUGGUAUUUGGUUGUUGUGAGCAGUACAAUACGGAAGGAGAUGGAACAUGGAACUGUCGGAAGAUUUGUCGCAGUACAGAGCCUAUACGGUUUGCCUGGUCCAGCAUUACUCUUAGCCAAGGUGACGGAGGUGUUGUGGACGCCGUGAGUGGAGACGAAUAUAUCCCAACAUAUGGUGUUGAGGAGGGGGAAGAAUUGACUCUAGUCAGGGAGUUGCUGGUUUACGGAACUGACACACACUUACAGAUUCAAGCAGAGGAAGAUUCAUCACAACCUGACGUCACCAUAAACUCUGAUGAAUCUGAUACCGAGCAAUAUGAUACGGAUACAGAAAAAGAUAAUACCAAAUCGUCAAUGAAAGAGUACUGGAAUGAGCACUCGAAAGAUGCAUCAAUGGAGGAAAUGAUGCUGGACAACGACGCUGAAGAACUCAGUAAAGAUGAACUACCUGAGAUAUUAUCGUAUCUUCCCACAUAUGAUUACUUGGAUAUUGUCGAACUUGGAGCCGGUAUAGGACGAUUUACUACUCACUUGGCGAAAAGAGCGAGGAAAGUACUGGCUGUUGAUUUCAUGGAAAAUUUUAUCGAAAAGAAUCGGGAAAUCAAUAAGAAUUUUACAAAUAUCGACUACCUUGCUGAGGAUGUGAUGGCCAUGAAGUUAAAAGCUAACGAAUGGGACCUUGUGUUUUCUAACUGGCUGUAUAUGUACUUGGAUAAUGACGAGUUGACCUACUUCCUACAGAACUCGCUGACCUGGCUCCGUACAGAUGGAUAUAUGUUCUGUCGGGAAUCCUGUCUUCAGCAGUCCGGAAGCAAGCUGAGAACCAUUAAUCCGACCUACUACCGAGAUCCCUUGGUGUACGACUCUUUGCUCGCUAGUGUUACCAUUCCCACAGAGGACGGCCAGGCAUUUUACGGAUUUGAGAGAGUCUUCUCUAAAUCAGUCGAUACCUAUGUCAAGAUGAAAAACAACGAUAAUCAGUUGGUAUGGUUGGUACAGAAGGUUCGGCGUCUAUACAAUACUAGUAAAGACUUUGUUCCUCUCCCUGAACUCAGGGAACAGCGACAUCUUGAAAUGUCUCGCACUCUACGUCGAGAGGAAUUGGUCGGUAAAGGAUUCAUUAAAACUGGCGGAAUUGAAAUCGCUAAGAUGGCGGCGGACAUGUUAAAUCUUCAAGAAGGUCAAAGAGUUCUAGACUUAAGUUGUGGAAUCGGAGGAUUUAGUAUAUAUAUUGCAAAGACGUACGGUGUAGAAGUUGUGGCUAGUGAUGGUUCAUCAACUGCGAUACACAUUGCACGUGAAAGAGCAAAGGAGGCUGGCGUACAACAGCAGGUUAAGUUUGAGGUCGCAUCUACAGAAAGACGAAUACACGCCCCUGAGUCAUUUGACGUCAUAUACAGUCGUGACGUCCUCGCAGAUGUCAAAGAUAAAGUGUCAUUGUUACAGCGUCUAUACGACGCUUUGAAGGCGGGAGGUAGAGUGUUGAUGGCGGAUUUCUGUAUUGACGAUGAUGUAGAGGAUAUAGAAUUAGAUACUGAUGUAUUCAUAGAAGAUCUCGACCAUAAUAGUAAUGUCCCAAGCAAGAUCACGUUACAGGUACUUUCAACGGGAGGAAUGAUUGACAUCAUGAAAGAAGUUGGCUUCGUUAAGGUUUCAGCUAUAGACAGAACUGAUGCUAUCCUAAGGGCACUGGAAAACGAGUUAUUUCUCGUUAAGGAACAAUCAAAUGCUGAAUGUUUGGACACACUUACGAUUAGGCGACAAAUUCUCAACAAGCUAAAGAGUGGCAAUUCAUGGAUGAUGAUAUACGCAGAAAAACAAACGAAAUAAACAAAUAAUACACACAUAUAUAUAAACAUGUAUAUACAACAUAAAGAUACACCAUAUCAUAAUUCCCACAAUUAAUAUCAAUUGCCAAACAUGACUCAUUGGACAUCUCUUUUCUACCGUCACAUCGUACCCUCAUCUUCAUUUUUAGAGAUAGUUCCGCUAUGCGUUUCGCUUGAUAUAUUGUCAACGUUCAGUAUAUCGCCGAAAUUGUGUCCAAUAAGAAAUAACAUUAUGAAUGGAACAUGCUUUACUUCACACAUACGUCAUCAAUAUGGUAGCUUUCUGAGACAUUCCGUUAUUUGUUGGAUACUAUACAAACUAUAAACAAUUAUAAACCAGAAAAAAAAGUGAUGAUAUAUCUAUUAUUAUUUUAAUGUUUACAUAAUAUUUAUAAAUGUACGAGUUGUCCUCUACUUAGCUCUUUAAAACGAAAUGUCAUAUCAAUUUUACAGUUUAAAGAUUUAAUGCUGUAGCCUAUAUGUGAUCGAGAAGCAACCAAGAAAUAUAUGCACUUAAAUAUCAAAUAUGUCUUUAUUAUCCGGUUUUAUUGGUCAACUCAAAACAUAUAUAUGAAAAAUGUAUAUUGAUGAUAAAUUGCCUUACUUUACAGUGGUUGGCAUGCAUCAGCAAAAACACUCGGAUAGUUAUUAAGAAAAGUUUUCCAAAUAUUUUUGGAAUUUUUUUCCCCCACUUUUUCCUGACAUGUUAGGAUAUGGAAAAAUAUAAUAAAUGAUAUUAACAUUUACUUAUUGGUGUACGUAUACAUUUGCAUUGAUGUGUUAAAUCACUA
Pecten maximus is the source of this 2890-nucleotide messenger RNA. RefSeq names its product phosphoethanolamine N-methyltransferase 3-like. The transcript has 16 exons. Gene Ontology annotation, molecular function: oxidoreductase activity, acting on paired donors, with incorporation or reduction of molecular oxygen, reduced ascorbate as one donor, and incorporation of one atom of oxygen; copper ion binding. The record is from RefSeq and is a predicted model, not a curated record. The coding region runs from base 43 to 2100 and encodes 685 amino acids. NCBI's taxonomy places the organism in Eukaryota, Metazoa, Mollusca, Bivalvia, Pectinida, Pectinidae.